Molecule: messenger RNA, 5083 nt
Organism: Erinaceus europaeus (western European hedgehog)
Lineage: Eukaryota; Metazoa; Chordata; Mammalia; Eulipotyphla; Erinaceidae
Gene: TRAPPC9
Product: trafficking protein particle complex subunit 9
Exons: 24
Coding region: 118-3645 (1175 amino acids)
Cellular component (GO): trans-Golgi network
Source: RefSeq, a predicted model, not a curated record
CAGAGCCGGCGCGGUCGCCUGUCGGAAGCUGCAGCUGGGAGCCGGGACGCGGCCACUCGGGCUGCCCCGCCGCUGCCGCCGCCGCUAGCCCGUUGGCCGCCGGCUGUGUCUUCCACAAUGAGUGUUCCUGACUACAUGCAGUGUGCAGAGGACCACCAGACCCUCCUGGUGGUGGUCCAGCCCGUGGGGAUCGUGUCAGAGGAGAACUUCUUCAGGAUCUACAAGCGGAUCUGCUCGGUGAGCCACAUCAGCGUGCAUGACUCACAGCGGGCGCUCUAUAUCCGCUACCGACACCACUACCCGCCCGAAAACAACGAGUGGGGCGACUUCCAGACGCACCGCAAGGUCGUGGGCCUCAUCACCAUCACUGACUGCAGCUCGUCCAAGGACUGGCCGCAGACUUUCGAGAAGUUCCACGUGCAGAAGGAGAUCUACGGCUCCACACUGUACGAUUCCCGCCUCUUCGUCUUCGGGUUGCAGGGGGACAUCACUGAGCAGCCGCGCACCGACGUGGCCUUCUAUCCCAACUACGACGACUGCGACUCGGUGGAGAAGAGGAUCGAGGACUUCAUCGAAUCACUCUUCAUCGUGCUCGAGUCCAAGCGCUUGGAUAGGGCCACAGACAAGUCCGGGGACAAGAUCCCCCUUCUCUGUGUUCCCUUUGAGAAAAAGGACUUUGUGGGACUGGACACGGAUAGUAGACAUUAUAAGAAGCGGUGCCAAGGACGCAUGCGGAAGCACGUGGGGGAUUUGUGCCUCCAGGCUGGGAUGCUGCAGGACUCCUUGGUUCAUUACCACAUGUCUGUGGAACUUCUCCGCUCUGUGAAUGACUUCUUGUGGCUUGGAGCUGCCCUUGAAGGAUUGUGUUCUGCGUCUGUCAUCUACCACUAUCCUGGUGGGACUGGAGGCCAGUCUGGAGGGCGCAGAGUCCAGGGGAGCACGCUUCCUGCUGAGGCAGCCAACAGACAUCGGCCAGGGGCACAAGAAGUUCUCAUUGAUCCAGGUGCUCUCACCACCAAUGGCAUAAAUCCAGACACCAGUGCUGAAAUUGGGCGUGCAAAGAACUGUCUUAGCCCUGAGGACAUCAUUGAUAAAUAUAAGGAAGCCAUUUCCUAUUACAGCAAGUAUAAGAAUGCCGGAGUGAUUGAGUUAGAGGCAUGUGUCAAAGCCGUGCGUGUCCUGGCCAUUCAGAAGCGAAGCAUGGAAGCAUCAGAAUUCCUCCAGAAUGCAGUUUAUAUCAACCUUCGACAGCUUUCUGAAGAAGAAAAGAUUCAGCGCUACAGCAUCCUCUCAGAGCUCUAUGAGCUGAUCGGCUUCCACCGCAAGUCCGCCUUCUUCAAGCGCGUUGCUGCCAUGCAGUGCGUGGCCCCCAGCAUCUCAGAGCCUGGGUGGAGGGCCUGCUAUAAACUCCUCCUGGAGACGCUCCCUGGCUACAGCCUGUCACUGGAUCCUAAAGACUUCAACAAAGGUACUCACCGGGGCUGGGCUGCCGUCCAGAUGCGCCUGCUGCAUGAGCUGGUGUACGCCUCCCGGAGGAUGGGGAAUCCUGCUCUUUCUGUCAGACACUUGUCCUUCCUCCUGCAGACCAUGCUGGAUUUUUUGUCUGAUCAAGAGAAGAAAGAUGUGACUCAAAGCCUGGAGAGCUACACCUCCAAAUGUCCUGGGACGAUGGAAGUAAUUACUCUCCCGGAUGGCCUCACGCUGCCUCCCGUGCCCUUCACCAAAUUGCCCAUUGUCAGGUGUGUGAAACUGUUGAACCUGCCUACAAGCCUCCGGCCGCAGAAAAUAAAAAGCUUGCUGGGUCAGAACGUGUCGACCAAGAGUCCCUUCAUCUACUCACCGAUUAUUGCACACAACCGUGGAGAAGAGCGGAACAAGAAAAUAGAUUUCCAGUGGGUUCAAGGGGAUGUGUGUGAAGUUCAACUGAUGGUAUAUAACCCAAUGCCCUUUGAGCUUCGUGUUGAAAACAUGGGGCUCCUCACAAGUGGAGUGGAGUUUGAGUCUCUCCCCGCAGCACUGUCCCUUCCAGCUGAGUCUGGUCUGUACCCAGUAACACUUGUUGGGGUCCCACAGACAACGGGGACCAUCACUGUGAAUGGUUACCACACCACGGUUUUCGGUGUCUUCAGUGACUGUUUGCUGGAUAACCUCCCGGGGGUGAAGACCAGCGGCUCCACAGUGGAGGUCAUUCCCGCUCUGCCCAGACUGCAGAUCAGUACGUCCCUGCCCAGGUCUGCACAUUCAUUGCAACCUUCGUCUGGUGAUGAGAUUUCUACUAGUGUGUCAGUCCAGCUGUACAAUGGAGAAACUCAACAACUUGUCAUUAAGCUGGAGAAUAUUGGAAUGGAACCACUGGAGAAGCUGGAAGUCACGUCAAAAAUUCUCACUACCAAAGAGAAACUAUAUGGCGACUUCUUGAGCUGGAAGCUAGAAGAAACCCUUGCCCAGUUCCCUUUGCAACCUGGAAAGGUGGCUACCUUCACCGUCAACAUCAAAGCAAAGCUGGAUUUUUCCUGCCAGGAGAAUCUCCUUCAAGACCUCAGUGAUGAUGGGAUCAGUGUGAGUGGCUUUCCACUGUGCAGUCCCUUUCGACAGGUGGUCCGACCUCGUGUGGAGAGCAAGCCUGCGAACCCACCAGAGGGCAGCAGGACCGGGGACCUGAGCCAUGUGAAGGUGAGACAGAGAUGGAAGGAGACACACAGACACCUGAGAUACUUCUUUCCCUCUUGUGAAGCUGCCCCCGCUGGUGGGGAUCAGACCCUGGAGGCAAUUCUGAAUUUCAAAUACUCUGGAGGCCCUGGCCACGUGGAAGGCUAUUACAGGAACCUCUCCUUGGGGCUGCAUGUGGAAGUGGAGCCUUCUGUGUUCUUCACUCGGGUCAGCACUCUGCCAGCCACCAGCACCCGACAGUGCCACCUCCUCCUGGAUGUCUUCAACUCCACAGAGCAUGAGCUCACCAUCAGCGCCCGCAACAAUGAAGAGCUCAUUCUGCAUGCCGGAGCCUGCCAGCGAAUGGCUAUUCAAGUGGACAAAUUCAGUUUUGAGAGUGUCCCUGAGCCUCCUGGAGAGAAGGCACAAUUUGCAAACCCGAAGCAGCUGGAGGAAGAGCGGCAGGAAGCCCGAGGCCUGGAGAUCAACAGCAAGCUGGACCUCCACAAGACGCACCCUUCUCUGAAGCGCACUGGCGAGGCAAGCGUGGAAGGAGUCCUGAACCAGCUGGUCCUGGAGCAUCUCCAGCUGGCACCUCUGCAGUGGGAUGUGUUGGUGGACGGACAACCAUGUGACUGUGAGGCAGCAGCCUGCCAGGUGGGCGACCCCGUCAGCCUAGAAGUGCGCCUGACCAACCGGAGCCCACGCAGUGUGGGGCCCUUCGCCCUGACUGUGGUCCCCUUCCAGGACCACCAAAACGGCGUGCACAACUAUGACCUGCACCACGCCAUCUCCUUCGUGGGCUCCAGCACCUUCUACCUGGAUGCAGUGCAGCCAGCAGGCCAGUCCACCUGCCUGGGAGCCUUGCUCUUCCUGUACACGGGUGACUUCUUCCUCCACAUCCGCUUCCACGAGAACAGCUCAAGCAAGGAGCUGCCGCCCUCCUGGUUCUGCUUGCCCAGUGUGCACGUGCGCGCCCUGGAUGCACAGGCCUGAGCCCACACCAUUGCCCAGUGAACAGCCACAGGCCUGGCUCCCAACCCCAUGGUGGGCAAGCUCUGGCUUCCCCUCCCAUCUCCUCCUCACCAUCAUCAUUCUCCUCGUCGUCUGACUCUGGAGUGUUCUUUCUGGGGUGCUCAGGGACCCCAGACAUGUCAGCCUCACCCCUCCCUACACCACCUACCCCUCUCUCCAGUUCCUCUACUGGAGCCUGUGCCUGGGGGUAGCAGCCCAUAGGGAGAAAAGAGAGGACUGUGAGCCAGGGGCACUUCCAGGGCCCCAGCAGCCCUUAUGCCACUCUCUGUUCCUGGAGUCUCCUGGAUACUCUGGGUCACCUGCAUGAGGGAACCACUUGACGGUAUGGUGGCCACACAUCAGGAUGGUGUCAGUUGGCUGGGCCCUGGGGCUCUCCCACUCUUCUGAGGGUGACAGGGCUUGUGUGUGUCUGUGUGUCUGUGACAAGUUCUGCAAUAAAGCCCACCCUGUUCCUCCUUCCACAGGUCUGCUUGGUCCCUGCAGUGUCAUCCUGGUGAGAUCAGGGGCACCUACGGCACAUCACCCACACCCUCUGUCAUGUAGGGAUGGAUGGGUAAAGGUUUGGGUGGGUAAGUGGGCAGAUAAAUGUAUCAGUGGAUGGAUGGAUAGAGAGAUGGAUAGAGUAUAGGUGGGUGGGUAGAUGAAUUUAUCAGUGGAUGAAUGCAUGGAUGGAUGGAUAUGUGGGUGGAGGUGGGCGUGGAUGAAUGUAUCAGUUGAGUGGGUGGAAGGAAGUAAGGAUGGAUGACUGAAUGGAUAGAUAGGUGUUUAGUUAAAUGUAUCAGUGAAUGAAAGAUGAAUGAUAAAUGGGUGGGUGGAUGGAUGGAUGAGUAGAUCCAUGGAUGGAUGGAUGGAUGGAUGGAUAAAUCCUUGAAUGGAUUGAUAGAUGGUUAGGUAGAUGGAUAGAUGGAUGCUCACAGGCAUGAAGAGAAACGCCCAUGAUAUACAUACAUGCCUGGCGGCUGGUGGGGCUGGACCUGCAUUUGUCUGUCCCCAGUUGCUUUCCCCUGUAGUGUGCCCCUGUGACUACCAGGUCCCCGUGCUGCACCUGAGCCAUGACCCUCUCAUCAGAGCACUAACUGGAGCCUUCACAUGACAAGUUGGGACCCCCAAGACUAGGUGAAACACCCCUAAAGAAGCCCACUAGGUCUAGGUGGGGGUGGGCAGGGCCAGGGAACAUGGACUAGGGAGCAAAUGGGUAAAGAGAGUCGGGACACUGGCAGGGGUGUCGAUUGGUUCUUGGAGAACUUGAAGCCCACAGGUCUCCAGUACGUGGGCCCCUCUGAUCCUCUCCACUACCAAGCCACUUCCUGUCCAGAAAGCGCGUCUGCUCUCUUUGCCAGAGACUCUGCUCUGGGCCAGCCUGGCUUCUUGCCUUUCUACCUUCUUUCCUCCUCACCUU